AUGACCCACAACACAACACCCCCAUCAUCAACCUACAACCUUGUCGACCCAAAGACCCCCAUCGUCUCCGGAAGACUCCUAGCCUUCCUCACCAACUUUCUCGAGCUCGUCGGUGAGCCCCUCGGAGUCACAUCCUACCUCUGCGCCGAUGCUGGACUCUACGUCCUCCGCAACAAGGAUUACGCUGAGGCGCCUACCACCAUGCCUGUCUGGGCACCUGUUGAAAAAAUGGUCCAGUCUGCUGUUGCCGACCCCAAGACCAACACGGUUGCUGCUCAGGAUUACUUGACCGCCUUGCAGAAGGAUGCUGAUGACCAGGCUGCGAAGGCUACUGGUCUGAGGGCUGAUACUAGAGGAGAAGAUAAUCAUCGAUUCUUGACGUGUCGUGAUUUUUAUGUUGCUUACAAGUCUGGACAGUACACCCCUACCAAGGUUGCGGAGCAAUUGAUCGAGCGCAUUCAAGCCUCCAGCGAGGUGUCGCCAUCCCUGGGAGCUGUCUGGAACUGGAACAAGGAAAAGAUUUUGAAGCAGGCUCAGGAGUCAACCGUGCGUUACCAGAACGGAACACCUCUCAGCAUCGUUGAUGGUGUCCCUGUUAUUGUCAAAGACGAGAUUGACGUUGAGGGAUUCGAGACUGGAGUGGGCACAAGCUACAUCAAUAAGGGCAAUCCGGCCAAGGAGGAUGCCCAUCUGGUCGCGCUCCUCCGUAGCCAUGGAGCCAUCAUCAUCGGCAAAUCGACCAUGCACGAGAUUGGACUGGGAAUCACGAACUUCAAUCCCAGCACCACAACCCCUCGCAACCCCUACAGACCCGCACACUCGACUGGAGGCAGUUCCGGAGGCUCUGGCGCCGCCGUUGCCUCAGGACUUUGCCCAAUUGCAAUUGGUUGCGAUGGCGGUGGAUCGGUUCGUAUCCCCUCGUCGUACUGUGGAAUCUAUGGAUUAAAGCCCACCCAGGGACGCAUUUCAGGACGGGGAGAGUACCCUUUGGCACCCACGGUUGCCAUUAGUGGACCCAUGUGUGCAUCUAUGGAGGAUCUGUCGAUUGUCUACGCUAUCAUCGCCGGACGUGAUAACCAGGACCCCAAUUCGCUUCUCCAACCAACCGUCGUCCUUCCUUCGCCUACCAACCUCAUCUCCAGCCCCCAGAAGGGACAAUUGCAGGGAUUGCGUAUUGGAAUUUACCGCCGUUGGUUUGAGGAUGUGACGCACCCCGAAAUUGCUCAGGUCUGCUACAAGAUGCUGGACAGCCUUGUCAAGGACCAUGGUGCUGUGUUGGUCGAUAUUGAGAUUCCUGAGCUCUUUGAGAACGGCAAGGCGCAUAAUAUUACUAUUGUCGGCGAGAUGCUUUCCAAGAUCAGCACUGGCCGCAAGAAGUUGAACUAUCAGUCGAGAUUGGAAUUGGCAAUGAUGGCUAGUUUACGUAUUGAGGACUAUGUGAGGGCUCAGCAACAAAGAACACGCAGCAUCCGGUUCUUGGAGUCACUCUUUGGUCACAAGGAGAGCGACCCUCAUCACCACGCACAGUACCCUUGCCUCGGUGGCCUUGAGGCUGGUGUGGUCGAUGUGAUUGUUACACCCACUAUCGCCAACUUGCCACCCAAAGUGCAUCCUGGUGCCGAGUCUCACGGCGAGUCAAACUACCUGAACAACGUCAAGGGUAUGCAGUACAUGAUGAUGGCCAAUUUCACGGGUAUCCCUGGAAUCACUGCUGUUGCUGGUUACACCGCAGAGGAAUACAAGCACCAUAAUGGUGACCAGUAUGAGACGGGUCUGCCGAUCGGUAUCCAGUUCAUGUCGCAGUGGUGGGAUGAGAAGAGGUUGAUCCAUGUGGCCAAAGUUUGUGAGCAGGUCUUGGGGGCGCGUCAGAAGCCCAAGAUCUGGUUGGGCGACUACCUUCUGUAG
This is a messenger RNA of Linnemannia hyalina, 1905 nucleotides long. The record is from the annotation of a GenBank genome assembly. NCBI's taxonomy places the organism in Eukaryota, Fungi, Mortierellomycota, Mortierellomycetes, Mortierellales, Mortierellaceae.